Molecule: messenger RNA, 2368 nt
Organism: Zingiber officinale
Lineage: Eukaryota; Viridiplantae; Streptophyta; Magnoliopsida; Zingiberales; Zingiberaceae
Product: inactive poly [ADP-ribose] polymerase RCD1-like
Exons: 7
Coding region: 373-2109 (578 amino acids)
Molecular function (GO): NAD+ poly-ADP-ribosyltransferase activity
Source: RefSeq, a predicted model, not a curated record
AUGAACGCGAUCUCCGUCGACGUCACGCGCUCGGUCAUCUCUCUUCGAUUUCUCCCAAAUCGAGAAGGGCUGGAACCCUGAAGCCACACGCCGCCUUCGAGAUCGGAUGCGAGAGAGAACCCUUCUGCCGCCGAAGAUGUGUCACCUAACUGUGUAUCUUUUUUGCUUGUCCUGGUAUCGAUCCAACUCUUAGGGUAGCCUCUGGUGACAACUCUGCUGACUUCAAUAGCUUCGAUGAUGAGAUUUUUAGUCCUGGUCUUGGUCAGAAGUUGUAAAAAUUCUGUUCAUUAAAUUGCUAAACAGACUACGUGGAUACAAGUACGCCAGAGAGUAUUAUUAGUCAGGUGUUUGCUGCUUUUUCUGUCAGUAAAAAUGGAACACCAGAACGGAAAGGUAUUGGUUAAAGGGAAAAGGCAUGAUCUCAAGAGGAAGAGAGAUUAUUCUGUUGCUUUCAAUGCUGAUGGCCAUGGGCCUAUUGCAGGCCAAUUCUCUGCAAGAGCUUGCAUGACAUCUGAGAGCAAAGCUAGCAUAGGCUGCUGCCUGGGCAAUCACAUUCUUAAGAGUUAUUGCAAUUUCACCAAGAGUGUGUUACCACAGCGUGUGCUGCUUUAUGAGAAUGAUGAAUGGAAAGAUUUUCCAGCAAAAGUCGUUAAUUUGGUUAAGGAAAAUUUCAAAUUGAAGAAGACAAUUACUGAAGCAAACUACCAGAGCCAGCAAAUUUUGUUAGAUUUCAUUCACUUGGUUUUUAUCAACCUGCAAUCUGGUUUGACGAAACCUAUAGCUUGGAUUGACGAGUGUGGAAAAUGCUGUUUCCCAGAAUUAUACACUAAUCAGUACACCUCAAAUAGGUGCUAUAAAACUAGCAAAGAAGAUCUUGCUCAUACUUGUUCUAAACCAAAUGAAGCACAUGUAAAAAAUUUUAAUCUCCAUAUGUCCAUUAGUGCAGCUGAAAGCUCAAGUUCAGUUGCUGAUGAUGAGGUUUUGCAAAAUUUCAAGCGGGUUAAAAGUGAACAAAUUUCUGCCACUUACCAGGAUAAUUUUGCUGAAGCAGUGGGUGAAAAUGAAAUGGGCUGUGCCUUCCAUGUAGAUAUCCCUGAUUUUGGAACUCAUCUUCAGGUCCCUGUCGGUGUGCGUCAACUUAAUAGAGCUGUGCAGGAAAUGUUACUGCAAGGAUUAGGCAAAUUAAUUGACGAAAAAGACAUUGUUGAAAUCUAUAGGACUCCAUUGACAAAUGUUUUAGGCCAAGUUCGAUUUAACCUCUUCAAAGCACACGUUGAAACCACAAAAAAGAUUCGUGGCAAUGCAAAUGUCCGUUACGCAUGGCUUGCUUCCUCCAAGGAUGUGGUGGACGAGAUGAUGUCUCAUGGGAUUCUGAAGCAACCUGUGCAGAAACGACUUUAUGGAAAUGGACUUCAUCUUGCCCCUGCGAAUUGCUCUGAUAUCUGCGCUAGUUUUGCAGACGCCGAUGAAAAUGGUCUUAUCCAUCUUAUGUUGUGCCGCAUAAUUAUGGGGAACGUGGAACUCAUUCAUCCUGGAUCUGAACAGUCUCUUUCCACUAAUGAUAAUUUUGAUACUGGCAUAGAUAAUCUUCACAAGCCAAAGCAUUAUAUCAUAUGGGAUACUAAUAUGAAUACCCAUAUCUAUGCAGAAUACAUAGUGACAUUUAAAAUGACCGACAAACUUAAAGCAUUUUUGAAUUGGAAAGAAAGUGAAUCUCAUGCUUUUGCCAUCCAGAAUUCUAGUUCAUCCGACUGCUUAUUACAGGACAAGGCUUUCCAAUCAGCUCCAGAUUUUGGAAAUCAAUCUCAGGUUCCAGUGGCGGGCAGAAUUCCAAAAGUUCCAACUUCUCCAUGGAUGCCCUUUUCAGUGUUGUUUGCAGCAAUCUCGACAAAAGUGCCUCCUGAAGACAUGGAUUUAGUUCACACACAUUAUGAUGAUUUUAAGAAGAGAAAUAUAAGCCGAAUUGACUUGGUUAAAAAGCUAAGGCAGAUAAUUGGAGACAAAUUAUUGGUUUCGACUAUUGUGAGACUGCAACACAAGCCACCACCUAUGGCUAAAGACAGAUCCUGGUCACGAAAGUUACAACCUCAGUCUCAAGAUGGAUCAUGAUGUGAUAAAAUUCCAGCCUUUUCUUUUCGCAAGCUAUCACAAACACUUGUUUGAACCAUGUAUCGGUAGUUCCUGUGCACCAUUACUGUAACAUGUUACCUUAAGGAAUUUUAUGUUGUGGUCUGCUAAGAACAAUGGCAACUUCCGCAUGAUUUCUGGUCUUCUCUCAAUUGUAUCCGUCUGUUUUCUUUCCAUCCACUUUACUGCCCUUGUCGUAGAGUGACAAUACUUUUUCGUGCUACAAUGAGCUUGUUCAAUA